AUGAUCCUCAUUUCUUCAGUCCCGCGUCCUCAUCCACCAUGUGCGGAGACUGAUCAAAUAUCAUGUGCAGGGACCUCUACGGGCUUUGGAAAGCGUCUUGUUUCCAUCGUUCUUGCUCGGGGGGACUAUGUGGUUGCCACUGUUCGGAAGCCGGAAGACGUGCAAGCAGUGGUGUCUAAUUCAAAAUCUUCUCGCUUACAAGUCUUUGUUCUCGACUUACGAGACUCUCCGCAAAGCAUCCGAGAUCAGGUUCGAGAGGUCCUGGUACGAUGGGGCCGCAUUGACGUACUUGUCAAUAAUGCGGGUACUGCUCCCAAGUCGCUGCUUGGGGAAGGCGGAUCCGAGUUUUACACUGAACAGCUCCAGAUGAACCUUGUGGGGACGCUGAAUGUCACAAAUGCCGUUCUUCCCAGCAUGCGAGAACGACGUGAUGGAACAGUCAUAUUUUUGGGUAGCCGUUCUGUUUGGAAGCCUGAAGUGCCCUUGACAGGCUAUUACGCUGCCUGGAAAGCAGCUACUCACUUAGCUUUGGGAGCCACGUACUCUGCCGAGUUGAGAGACUUUGGCAUUCGCGUGAUGGUCAUUUGCCCGGGGGGCUUUCGCACAGAGAAGAUACAUGCUGGCCCACUUGUUGUGGAUAACCGCAUACCUGAAUAUGACGCUCUUCGAAAGGAAGCGUUAGCCAAUUUUGAUGGAGGCUGGGAGAGAGCCUCCGGAGAUCCAACUAAAGCAAUGGAACUAUUGGUGGAUGUCGUGAAUGGAGAGGGAAAGGCAGCUGGGAAGGAAUUCCCCCUAUAUCUGCUUAUGGGGAGUCUCAGCUAUGACGCCGCACGAGUAAGUUUGCAAAAGCUAUGUCGUUCAAUGGAGUUGUGGGAGGACGUUUCCAGGGAUCUAGACAUUGACCCAGAUGAAUGA
This is a messenger RNA of Fibroporia radiculosa, 915 nucleotides long. RefSeq lists its product as uncharacterized. The record is from RefSeq and is a predicted model, not a curated record. The transcript has 4 exons. The coding region runs from base 1 to 915 and encodes 304 amino acids. NCBI's taxonomy places the organism in Eukaryota, Fungi, Basidiomycota, Agaricomycetes, Polyporales, Fibroporiaceae.